Molecule: messenger RNA, 1811 nt
Organism: Priapulus caudatus
Lineage: Eukaryota; Metazoa; Priapulida; Priapulimorpha; Priapulimorphida; Priapulidae
Product: mannose-1-phosphate guanyltransferase beta-like
Exons: 9
Coding region: 97-1179 (360 amino acids)
Biological process (GO): GDP-mannose biosynthetic process; cell wall mannoprotein biosynthetic process
Cellular component (GO): cytoplasm
Molecular function (GO): GTP binding; mannose-1-phosphate guanylyltransferase (GTP) activity
Source: RefSeq, a predicted model, not a curated record
CACACGUGUACAAACAAACAACUCCGUGAGAUUAUCACACAGACUGUUCCGACUCAGUUAAAUUUCGUUAUAUGCUACACACUUGACGAAAUCGCCAUGAAAGCCCUCAUCUUGGUCGGCGGCUACGGCACGCGGUUACGACCUUUGACCCUGAGCAAGCCGAAGCCUCUGGUUGAGUUCUGCAACAAGCCUAUGAUGCUUCAUCAAGUCGAGGCUCUAGUCAAGGCAGGGGUCACACACGUCAUCCUGGCGGUGAGCUACCGUGCGGAACUGCUGGAGAAGGCAAUGAGGAAGCAGGAAGAUAAGCUAGGAAUUAAAAUCACCGUAUCCAUAGAGGAGACACCGCUGGGCACCGCGGGACCGCUUGCUCUUGCGCGGGAGCUCCUCACGACCGACUCCGAUCCCUUCUUCGUUCUGAACAGCGACGUCAUAUGCGACUUCCCUUUCGAAGAGAUGCUAGAGUUCCACCGCGGGCACGGCCGACAAGGCACCAUCGUGGUGACAAAAGUGGAGGAACCAUCUAAGUACGGCGUUGUUAUCUACAACGGUGAAUCGGGCAAAAUACAGGAAUUUGUUGAGAAGCCAACAGAGUUUGUGUCAAAUAAAAUCAAUGCUGGACUGUACAUAUUUAGCCCACAGAUGUUGGAUAGAAUAGAGUUAAAACCAACGUCGCUUGAAAAGGAAGUGUUUCCCCACAUGGCCAAAGAGGAAGACUUGUAUGCAUUUGACUUAAAAGGUUUCUGGAUGGACAUUGGUCAACCAAAGGACUUUCUAACCGGCAUGGGCAUGUUUCUCAAGGCGAUACAGCAGAAGAAUGGUGCCAAGCUUUGCCAUGGUCCCAGCAUCGUCGGAAAUGUCCUGGUGGACCCGACGGCGAAGAUCGGCGCUGACUGUCGCAUCGGCCCGAACGUGACGAUAGGUCCCGGCGUCGUCAUUGACGACGGCGUCUGCAUCAAGCGCUCGGUGAUUCUGCAGGACGCGCACAUCCGCUCGCACGCGUGGCUGCAUUCCUGCAUCAUCGGCUGGCGAUCCACCGUCGGACAGUGGGCGCGCAUGGAAGGCGUCACGGUGCUGGGAGAAGAUGUUGAGAUCAAGGACGAGCUGUUUGUCAACGGGGUCAAGGUCCUGCCACACAAGUCCGUCACGGUGUCCGUGCCCCUGCCCGAGAUCAUCAUGUGAUCGCGGCGCCCCCUGUCUCCGCUCUCUGAGGGCGUGUGAUGCCAGCGCCCCCUAUCUUUCGCUCCCCGGGGGCAUGUGAUCGCGGCGACGCCCAUCACCUCGCAGAGAAUGUCAUGUGAUUGUGGCGCCCCCAUCAUGUCCAUCCAGCAGGACAUGAGGAAUGCGAAGGUGGUCGGAAAAUAGGAGGAUCAGGAGGGAGUUGAAAGAGGAGAGAGGAGAUGAAGGUAACAACAAGAGGAGAAAGACAAAUGCAGAGGAAGAAUCAGGCAAAAAGAGGGAGAUGAAUUAUUUGAGUCGCAUCUGCGUUAACGACGAUGGAUGGCCAGUUGAUGGUUGAAGAGACAAUGCAGAUGCGAGGCGGCGAGGCAUGCGCACUGACAGCGACGCACGCUAGAUAUUCGCCAGUACACCACCAGUGUAAAGACUUUUUACUGAUACUCUAUCGAUCGGGGUGAAUGUGAUCACAUGAUUCCUUUUUUACGGCAGCAACGAAAAGAUGUGCAUUUUGUUAACUUGUUGCAUGCCAGUUUUAUUGGGUGGGAUCACUAAUGAAAAAUCGAUAUAUAUUUUGUUUGAUAAACCUUACGAAAUAAUAUAUAAAACAAUCUUCUGCAGCAUUGAGCAGGAAAUCC